AUGGCCACUGGAGUGAUGUGGUCCUUGUACUUGCUUGUGUGCUUCCAGUUCGGUCCGGCACGCUCGGAGUCGCGGGUACUUCAGAAGCUCGACACCGGCGGCGGUGGCGGCGAGAUCGCUCGCGCGCCGGGCGCUGCCCGUGCUCUCUCGUCCCCUUCCAUCGCGCACGAUGGCCGCCUCGUCGCCUGCUCCGGGAAGGACCUCCUCGGGUUUGAACCCAACGGGUCCUUCGCCUGGAUCGUUCCCCUCGGCCACAUGUGCAACGACAGCAUCAGCCCUGUAUUCGAGGGAGAGCAGGUGUAUCUGGUGGCAGAUGACAAGGUCAUAAAGGUCACGCCACAGAACGUGCACACUGCCGAGCCAGCAUUGGAGGUUUUCUUCAGCCACAAUGCGACAUCAGGGAGGUCCGAGGAGAUCAUUGGCCUGGCCAUCAGUGGCAGCUACUCGUCUCUCUUCCUCACCAUCAGAAAACGGGGACUAUUCGCCUUCUCGCUCCGAGGCGAGCUCCAAUGGAGCAUUGGGCCUGCACUUAAUUUGUUCGAUUACCGUCUUGGCUGCAAGAGAAACGUCUCUGGCUGCUAUUUCGAUUCAGCUCCUGUUCUUGAUCAGUGCGAGGGGGCACUUUAUAUAUCGAACACUGAAGGCCAGCUCUAUUCCCUAUACAUUGACAACCGUGGGAUCAGAUGGAUCCAAGACUUGAGUUCACACGGCAAAGUGAUGACAGUUGCACCAGGAAACAGUGCGUGCCUAUACAUCAUCUUUCCACGGAAGUCUAUCGUGGUGGGGAUUGAUGUUUCGACAGGAAGCAUUUCUUGGACGCAGAAUAUUGGUCCAAUCAGUAUUGAGAAAAACUUACCAACUGUCGAUUCCAAUGGUUGGAUGUCAAUUGGUUCGCUAGAUGGGACCCUCUACUCGAUUUCUCCUGAUGGUGACAUGAGAAAGUUUCUUGCCAAAACAGCAAAUGAUUCAGUGAUUCAUGUAGGUCCAGUCCUUGACUGCUCAGGAUUUUCCAUGUAUGUCGCUAAGACCAUAGUGGAAGGAAAAUUAAUCCAGACAAUUGGUGAUUAUACCUAUGUAUCGGCGAAGAAGCCAUCAUUCAUUUUGUUCACGUUGUUGGCUCCGGCAACUGGAACUAUUUACUGGACUGGAGAGUAUCCUGGGGAAUUAUCAAAUUUGCUGUCCAGUAGUGAUCUGAAUGACUUCACCAUAGACGAGACUGUUGUUCUAACUCUUCUAUCUGCAGCAAAGACAGGGAUCAGCAACACCACGCAGUGCUACACAAGAAGGCAAAAGAUUGCUUGGACUUGCAGGCAAGCCAAAGCCAAGUUUGUGCAGGCUGAUCCAGGAGAACCUAGCUAUGUUCUAUUGUUGAUCUUCCUACUUGUGGUAAUCGUAAUACAAGCUGUAGCCAUUUUGUUUUGCUGCAUCUUUUGGAGGAAGAAAAGGCUCCAAGACAAUGGAUUGCAGAAGUUCCUGGAGAAGAGGCGCUCACUUCACAGCAAGAGGAGAAUCUUAGGAAAGAAGAUCUUGGAGCUCGAGCAGAAGGCAGCUGAAGAUGCCUCGUCAAAUGAAGCUUUGGGACAGCUGGGUGAAAUGGUGAAAGCCAAGGAAGGCGUGGAGAGAAAGCUGUACGGAUCAUACAGCCUUGGCAGGGACGAGCCCGGCUUGGAGCAGCAAGGCUCCUCCUUGCCACUGUACCAUGACAAGUACAGGAGUCAUUCGUUCCACAGCUCACAGAAAGAGAGCAUUACGAUUUUCAACAUGCUAAGUGAUACUUCUAGUUCAGAGGAUGGUACCAGUAGCUGCUCUGAUGAUAGCGAGAGUUGCAGUGGUACGAGCUCUGGAGAAAUGGAACUGGAUGAGUCUAAGUCAGCAGAAGAAGCUGGGCCUUCCGACACUGCAAAUGUUGAGGAGGGAGUUCAACAUGAACUAGAAAAACAGCACCAGCAUUGCAGCGCCCCAUAA
Messenger RNA from Miscanthus lutarioriparius, 1965 nucleotides. Lineage: Eukaryota; Viridiplantae; Streptophyta; Magnoliopsida; Poales; Poaceae. The record is from the annotation of a GenBank genome assembly.